AGUUCGUUUCCGGGGAAAAAAAAAGGAAAAAAAAGAGAAAACAGAAGAAAAUUUUAAAAGAAAAACCUGUUGAAUUGUUUUGCGAUUUCUGGAUUCGGAGAAUAUCAAACCCUAAUUCGAUUUUUUUUCAUUGAUAAAGAGAGAUAAUGGUUGAUGUAGCCGAUAAAUUAGCGUAUUUUCAAGCGAUCACUGGCUUAGAAGAUCCCGAUUUGUGUACGGAAAUACUUCAAGCACACGAUUGGGACCUGGAACUUGCGAUCUCAUCCUUCACCUCUUCUAAUCCGCCGCAACGAACUUCUACCACCGACAAUGCUGAUUUAUCGUCUCGUGAGCGUCAAAGUUCCAUUGACCGCUCCGAUUCUUCCGGAAAUGUCGUUGCUGGCCCUGGUUUGGCUUGGAAACUAGUCACCUUACCUUAUUCCGUAAUUUCCGGAAGUAUUGGGCUAAUUUCGGGUGCUGUCGGGCUUGGUCUAUGGGCAGCUGGGGGUGUUCUGUCGUAUUCUUUGGGAAUGAUCGGGCUGGGUUCGGGUUCGGGCCAGAAUGACGAGUCAUCAGCUCGCCUGGUUUCGGUUUCCGCCGCUGCUUCCGAAGCGAUGGAGUUCGUGUCGGCUUUUGAGAGAGAUUAUGGAAGUUUAAAGCCUAAUUUUGUUGCUGAGGGUUUCAUGGACGCUUUGCAGAGGUCAAGGGGUGCGUUCAAGCUAUUGUUCGUGUACUUGCACUCGUCAGACCAUCCCGACACGCCCUCGUUUUGCGAAGGGACGUUGUGUAACGAGGUGUUGGCGGCGUUUGUGAACGAGAAUUUUGUUGCUUGGGGUGGGAGUAUUAGGGCUAGCGAGGGAUUUAAAAUGAGUAAUAGCUUGAAAGCAUCAAGGUUCCCAUUUUGUGCAGUGGUUAUGCCUGCUACGAAUCAGAGGAUUGCUUUACUUCAACAGAUUGAGGGACCCAAAUCUCCUGAAGAAAUGCUUGUGAUACUGCAAAAAGUGAUCGAAGAAAGUAAUCCUGUUCUUCUGCAAGCAAGGCUUGAUGCAGAAGAAAGAAGGAACAACAUGCGGUUGCGGGAGGAGCAAGACGCAGCAUACAGAGCUGCACUUGAAGCUGAUCAAGCUAGGGAACGUCAGAGGAGAGAAGAGCAAGAACGCUUGGAAAGGGAAGCUGCUGAAGCUGAGAGGAAGCUUAAGGAGGAAGAAGAGGCUCGUGAGAGAGCAGCACUUGAAGCUGCAGAAAGAGAGGCUGCAUUAGCUAAAAUGCGGCAGGAGAAAGCCCUUGGUCUUGGUGAUGAACCUGAAAGAGGACCUAAUGUCACACAAGUUUUGGUGCGCUUCCCAAAUGGAGAACGCAAAGAGAGGAGGUUCCACAGUUCUGCCACAGUCCAGUCUCUGUACGACUAUGUUGAUUCUUUGGGUUGCUUGGAAGUCGAGUAUUACAGUCUAGUGUCCAACUUUCCGAGGGUUGUAUAUGGCUCAGAUAAGCUUUCUUUGUCCUUAAAAGAAGCAGGAUUGCAUCCUCAGGCCAGUCUUUUUGUGGAGCUGAACUAGUGUGAAGAAGGUGGAGGGAGGGUGCAAGGAGGAUAUAUUGUUAUGUUCCUUUUUACCGCUUUUACUUUCACGAAUUUUAUUAGCCCUGGAGGAUACAAUGAGAUAAGAUAGCUACCUUGAUGUUUCAUUUUCUAACAAUGCAGAUUCAGUGCUUCAAAAGUUUUGUAAGCUUACCUACCUCUGUUAUUAUUUGAAUGUGGUAGGAAAAAAAUAUACUGGAAAAUUAUGUCAUUUCGUGAUA
Molecule: messenger RNA, 1776 nt
Organism: Mangifera indica (mango)
Lineage: Eukaryota; Viridiplantae; Streptophyta; Magnoliopsida; Sapindales; Anacardiaceae
Product: plant UBX domain-containing protein 10-like
Exons: 4
Coding region: 147-1535 (462 amino acids)
Cellular component (GO): endoplasmic reticulum
Molecular function (GO): ubiquitin binding
Source: RefSeq, a predicted model, not a curated record